Molecule: messenger RNA, 1572 nt
Organism: Cladophialophora immunda
Lineage: Eukaryota; Fungi; Ascomycota; Eurotiomycetes; Chaetothyriales; Herpotrichiellaceae
Exons: 1
Coding region: 143-1366 (407 amino acids)
Source: RefSeq, a predicted model, not a curated record
CGUGAAAAGAGAGCUGCUUCGUUUGUCUUGUGUUUCCUUCACUACGUUUCAGAUCAUACUCUCAGCACUUUCCGCCAUUCGUAGUCUACAUUACUAUUCCCUCCCAUCUCUGGAAUCAUUGAUAGCACCUUCAUAGCACUACAUGAUGCUAGGAAGAACACCCACGGCAGCUCUUCGCUCGGGUCGGGCACUGAGAGUUCGUCGACCAGUCCAUGUCCCUCCAAAGCCUCGCAACAUCCGCUUCCAGUCUACAGCUCCCACCAAAACUGCUACCGAUGCCUCGUCAUCUUCAAGCCAGGCUCUUCUGGGAGGCUUGGCUGGUGGCACUUUUGCCUUCGUGCUAGGAUACAUGUGGUAUCAGUUCUCGGGUGCCAAAACUGCCUUGAACACGAUACACUCGACGAAAGCCUACGUGGACGAUGCCUUCAAGAAGACGACUCAGAACGCCCCGGAGCCUAAUCAAGCCAUCCAGUGGCUGAGGGAGACGGUACAAAGCUACACAAGGAUGAUUCCUGGGGCCUCAAAAUACGUCGACUCUGCUUUCGAGGAUGUGGACAAGGUUCGGGAGAAGCAUGGAGACGAAGUAGACGAAAUCGUCAACGAUACCUACACGAAGCUGAAGGAUGUCACCAAGAAGGGGUUCAGCAUGGAAGCUGUCGUGCAAGUUUGGGGAAUUCUUGAAGAUUGUUUCAAGCGAAUUGGCAGUCUGGCAGCCAGCGCUGGACAAGACAUCCUAGACAACCACCCCCAGUUGAAGAGUCAGUUUGGAGGCAGGUUCGAACAACUACAGCAGAUGGGCGAGCAGUAUGGCCCGGAAGCCAAGAAGGCAGUUGACGAGACCUGGCAGCAGGCGCGCGACAUUCUGGCGGGCGGUGUCAGCUUCUCGACAGUGCAGAAACUUCAAGAUCUAUUGCAAGAGAAGGCACAACAGCUGAAGAAGUACGGCGACCAAGCCUGGCAGAAGGGUAUGGAGCAGGCCAAGCCGCUCUUGGACAAGCAACCGCAGAUAAAGAAGCUCAUCGAGGAGAACAAGUCAAAGCUGCUCCGUGGAGAUCUAGGUCAAUUAUGGCAGAAGGUCCAAGAGGCGGCUCAGUCAGGGAAUACAGACGACCUGCAAAAGUUCGUCAAGGACCAAGUAGACAAAGCCUCCGAAAAUGCCGGGGGUGGCAUUGAGCAGUUGCUCAACAUGAUGCCUGGUGGAUCAGAGAUUGGAACAAAGCUGCAGCAGUUGCAGGAGCUCAGCCAAAAGCAUGGACAGGAGGCAGAAAAGCUGGUCAAAAGUGCAAUUGAGGAUGUGAAGAAGGUGUUGUCCAAGAAGGUUGAAGAAGGACAGCAACUAAAGGAGAAGGUCAAGUCGGAGGCAUAAGUGCCAUCUCUGGGAUUCGAGAAGGAUCAAAAGCCAGUGUUUCAGCUGGAGGAGAUGGCCAAACAAAAGGCGAUACUGGUUUCCCUGCAGGAUUACGGACCAAAACGAGCGCUAGCCCACGAUACCUAGGUCUUGAAAGGCGAACUGCCUGGGCGGAAUUGAUUGAUAAUACUUCCAUAUAUACAUACUAUCACGCAAAAACCUGC